Messenger RNA from Chenopodium quinoa (quinoa), 2972 nucleotides. RefSeq names its product pre-rRNA-processing protein TSR1 homolog. Bases 142 to 2502 code for a protein of 786 amino acids. Gene Ontology annotation, biological process: maturation of SSU-rRNA from tricistronic rRNA transcript (SSU-rRNA, 5.8S rRNA, LSU-rRNA); endonucleolytic cleavage of tricistronic rRNA transcript (SSU-rRNA, 5.8S rRNA, LSU-rRNA); ribosome biogenesis. Gene Ontology annotation, molecular function: GTP binding; U3 snoRNA binding; GTPase activity. Gene Ontology annotation, cellular component: preribosome, small subunit precursor; nucleus. The record is from RefSeq and is a predicted model, not a curated record. The transcript is spliced from 21 exons. Lineage: Eukaryota; Viridiplantae; Streptophyta; Magnoliopsida; Caryophyllales; Amaranthaceae.
UGUACCCCGAUUAGUGAGUUUGGCGGGGUAGGGUUUUAGGUUAGCAAAACUUAAAGUUUGUUAGGGUUUCUCAGUCUCUCUUUCUCUUCUUCCCCUUUCAUCCGUAAAUGAUCUCUGUUUUGUGAAGCAGCAGCAGCAGCCAUGGGAGGUUCUCGAGCUCAAGUUAACAAAACUCAUAAAACUCGUUUUGCUUCCAAAUCUUCUCGCAAUAUUCACAAAACUUCUCUUAAAGAUAAGCAUCAAAAUGCGAAAUCGGACCGUUUCGGUAAAGGCGCUCGCGCUGCUCGAAUUCAGCGUAAUAAUAUGAUACGCGAUCAAAAGCGGGCUGCUGCAUUGAAUGAAAAGAGGGCAUUGAGUGGAUCAGCUAGUCCACCUCGUGUUAUUGUUCUGUUUGGUCUGUCUGCUCAUGUUGACUUGAAUUCGGUCGAAAGGGAUUUGUUGGGAUUACUAUCAACAAAAUGCAGCAAUGAGGCAUUCCCUACUGUUGUCUCUUCCGACUACAAGAUGAGAGCCACGGUGCUGAAAGCUCCUCACGGGGAUCUAUCCUCAUGCAUGGAUAUGGCCAAGGUUGCUGAUUUGGUGGCUUUUGUCACAUCAGCGAGCUCUCCAUGUGAAGGCGGUUCAUCUGAUUACAUCGAUUCAUUUGGAGUGCAGUGUCUUUCUGUUUUCAAAGCCAUAGGCUUACCAAGCACUGUCGUAUUGAUCCGUGACCUACCUAGUGACUUGAAAGGAAGAAAUGAAUCUAAGAAAUUAUGUAAUUCCAGUCUUGCUUCUGAAUUUCCUGAGCAAUGUAAAUUUUAUCCGGCAGAUACUAAGGAUGAUCUCCACAAGUUCUUAUACAUUCUGAAGGAUCAAAGGUUGAAACCUCCUCACUGGAGAAAUCAGCGAGCUUAUGUUGCUUCUCAAAAGCUUGAGAUGCUUGAUCAUGAUUCUGUUUCUGGAAAGUGUACCCUCUGCAUCACCGGUUAUAUCCGUGCUCUUAAUCUCUCUGUAAAUCAGCUGGUCCAUGUCUCUGGAGCAGGUGAUUAUCAACUAAGCAAAAUUGAUAUCCUCAGGGACCCUUAUGCUCUAAAUCCCAGGAAAGAGCACGACACAAUGGAUGCUGAUGAUAUGCCUGAUCUGCAGGUGAUCAGCUCGUUAGUGCCUGAUAGUUCAAAGCAAGAACCAUUACAUGUCGAAAAUGUUCCAGAUCCUCUUGCCGGAGAACAGACAUGGCCAACUGAAGCAGAAAUGGCUGAGGCGGAGGAAAAUCUGAAGCAUAAGAAGAAGAGGAAACUUCCACCUGGUACUUCGGAAUAUCAGGCUGCUUGGAUUGUGGAUGAGAGUGAUGAGGAUGAUUUUGAAAGUAAUGACGAGUCAGAGGGUGGCAUGGUCUUGGAUGGGGUAGAAAUUGGUGUUGCUUCUAAUGACCUUGAUGAAGAUCAAGGUUCCCUUGACCUCGGAGAAUCAGAUGGAGAGACAGAGACUGAUUCAAUGAUGUUGGUAAGAUGGGAUAUGACUAGGGAGCAGAUAGAAGAUGAUAUCAAGAGAUUAAAAGAUGCUCAUGCAGAAGAUGAGGAAUACCCAGAUGAAGUCGAUACUCCAAUUGAUGUGCCUGCUAGAAAGCGUUUUGCCAAGUACAGAGGCCUGAAGUCCUUUAGAACAUCAUCAUGGGAUCCAAAGGAAUCCCUACCUCAAGAAUAUUCAAGAAUAUUUGCUUUUGAUAAUUUCGCAAGAACUCGAAAACAUGUGCUUGCCAAAGCCUUGGAACGAGACAAUGAAAGUAAGGAUGAGACUGUUUCUCCUGGUACAUAUGCAAGGCUCUAUAUAAAAGAAGUACCACAAACUGUUGCUUCAUAUUUAUGCCUGCGUGCAAAAAUGAUGCCCAUCAUAUCAUGUGGGCUCUUGCAACAUGAGUCCAAGAUGUCUGUUCUUCACUUCAGCAUUAAAAAGCACGAUAGUUACCAUGAACCAAUCAAAGGGAAAGAGGAAUUGAUAUUUCAUGUUGGUUUCCGACAGUUUGUUGCAAGGCCAGUAUUUUCCUCCGAUAACUUCAAUUCAGACAAGCACAAGAUGGAGAAGUUUCUUCAUGCCGGACGCUUUUCCGUAGCUUCGAUAUAUGCUCCAAUUUCAUUUCCGCCUCUUUGUUUGGUAGCCAUGAAGAAAUCAGGAGUCAUGGGCUCACCUGUUUUGGCUGCUGUUGGCUCUUUGAUUAGCGUUGAUCCAGAUAGAAUAAUAUUGAAGAAGAUUAUUCUAACUGGUUAUCUCCAAAGAGUUUCUAAAGUCAAAGCAACAGUUAGAUAUAUGUUCCACAGUCCCGAAGAUGUAAAAUGGUUCAAGCCUGUAGAAUUAUGGACUAAAUGCGGACGUCGUGGACGUAUAAAGGAGACUGUCGGUACACAUGGGGCAAUGAAAUGCCUUUUCAAUGGAGUCCUUCAACAGAAUGACACUGUGUGCAUGAGCUUGUUCAAGCGUGCAUACCCCAAGUGGCCAGAACAAAGGUUUCCGUUGUCAAAUCUUUGAAAUGAUGGUAACUAGGGGUUGAAAUUUGAUAAUGGCAGAUUCUCAAUGCAGCACAGGACAUAACUGUCCGCUGUGAUCGGGAAUGAAGCACUGGUUCAGAAAUUGUUCUUCAAAAUUCAUUUUUCCUGUAUUUGCUUGUAUGGCGUAGAGUAGCUUAGUUAUUCUUAAUAUUAUACAAAUACAUCUGAACCCACUGGUUUGAGGGCAUAGAUUUUUGUUAAAUUAGUGAAUGCAAGUGUUUUGAUAGGCAUUUACACCGUGAGUUUAUCAGAAAGGUAAACGAAAGAAAUUUUGAUAUUGUGGAUUCACAUUGUAAUAUUCUUACUGGUGCAAUAUAGUAUUAACUAAUGCUUCAUUAUUCAAAGGCCCUUUAAUUUCCUGCACAAUUCCUGAUGCUUGUAUGGAUUUACAUUAGAAGAAGGCUUCAAGGGAUAAUUGUAUCAUGAAUGUGCUAGCCUAUUUGUACCUUA